This is a messenger RNA of Anopheles coustani, 1173 nucleotides long. RefSeq lists its product as uncharacterized. The record is from RefSeq and is a predicted model, not a curated record. Bases 1 to 1173 code for a protein of 390 amino acids. Lineage: Eukaryota; Metazoa; Arthropoda; Insecta; Diptera; Culicidae. The transcript has a single exon.
AUGGAGAAAAAACUCAAAGCGGCUCAGCAUAAAAAGAAGGUUGCGUUGGAGAAUAUCAAAUCGCUUGAAAGAUUUGUGACCACGUUCUCCAAGGAUGAAGUGGGUCAGCUUCCAGGUGCAUUGGAGAGGCUUCAGCAGCAAAAGGAGGAUUUCUUCGCAGCGAUGGCGAAAUUAGAAGAACUCGAUGAUAGCAGUGAAGCGUUGGAAUCGUGUAUCAGCGAUAGGAUUGACAUGGAGGAGCGUUGCCAACGUUUGAAGGCAUUCUUGCGGACGAAUCUUCCGAAGGAGACACCAGAUUCUUCGAUGCUGGCAAACUCAACAAUGGCAUUUGGACGGCCAACUGCAACCAAUCUUCGGCUUCCAAAAAUCGAAUUGCCUACGUUCGACGGUGACUCUACAAAAUGGCUCUCGUUUCGCGACCGUUUUGUAUCGAUGAUCGAUGAUUCGGCAGAAUUGUCAUCGAUUGCUAAACUGCAGUAUCUACUGUCAUCUUUAAAGGGCGACGCUGCUUUACCCUUCGAGCACACACCGUUAACAAACGAAAACUACGCGGUCACUUGGAAGGCGCUGUUGAAAAGAUACGACAAUACACGUAGCCUUAUUCGUGAGUAUUGGCGGAAACUUCAUUUUCUUCCGGUGGUAAAAUCAGAGAGCGUCGAAGAUCUAACUAAUUUAGUGGAUGAAUUCACACGGCAUUUGAAUGGUUUGGCCAAGCUGAAAGAACCUGUGGAGGCAUGGGAUACUCCUUUGUCCAACAUGCUGCUGAUGAAGUUCGACAGCGAGACCAUUCUUGCGUGGGAGAAGCAUUCCGUCCACUUCGAGCGGGACAAAUAUCAGGAACUGAUGAAAUUUGUCGAAGAUCGGAUCCAGAUCCUCAAAUCCACUAAAAGCCUUACCAUUGUAGAGGAUUCGACGAUUAAGGUGGCCGGCAACGCACGGCAAAAUACCUCACGGAGAGCUAUUACAAACACCGCAGCCAUUCACAAAUCUUCGGGGCAACCACGGUGUUUGUUGGAGUGCGUUGAAAAUCACUCGCUACGCAUGUGUCCAAUAUUCAACGGCAAGGAUGUGCAGCAACGACGCGAUAUCGUGGCAAAGAAGCGCUGCUGCUGGAAUUGCCUAAGCAAUACGCAUCUAGCGAAGCAAGGAAGGGUGUUUGUUGGAGUGCGUUGA